CAUUCGUGUGGUUACCAAACGACUCGGUUUUGAGUAUUCAGUGUCUCACUUACUGCGCGUGGAUGUCAUGCAUUUCGAGUCUCUGUUUAAAUGCCUUGAAAUUCGGGGCUGCUCCGUGCUUCUGAACUUCACAGGGAUCCUGGAAAGUCGAAUUUAGGAUCAGCAAUUGUUACAUUCUGACAAGCCACGAGGGAUUUACACCAAAGAUGUAAUCUUAGCCCCGCUUCAUGGCAACUGUGACCGAGCAAUGAACGGCGGCGCUGUAUGGGAACUGAAGAGCCACAAGGGGGCGCAGUUUUACAAAGAGGCGGUGCUUCUCUGGGAAAGGCGGGGACGAAAGGUCAGGGAACCAAUCGGACGGCGAACCUGGCUUCUCAGCAUCAGAGGAAUCCCCGCUGAUAUAGCAGUGACGUCACUUUAUUGAUUGGUUGCCAGGGGAACCUCAACCUGUCCCCCUGAGGAGGAGGAGUCGCUGCUGCUGCUGCUGCUGCUGCUGCUACGGCUUGCAGGAUGGGUCAAUCCUCAUCGUCCUACUCGACAGUGGCGGCGGCAAAGAAGGCAAAAGCAAAAUCCUCCGAGAAGGCUACGUCCAAGGAGGCUACGGCAGGCGGGCGGAUGAAAUUCCGCAGAAUCACCAGCGAGGACCGGAGGGAUGACCGGUUCGACCGGGAUAUAACUAAAAAUAAGGGGCUGGCAGAGACGACCUCGGAUAAAAUAAAUACCUCCACACCUGACGAGAUCGGGAUAAAGUUGAGCAAGACUGAUUUGUCUGGCGAUGUGGACUCGUGGCGAGAGGACAGCAGCGGGAUUGCCGGGGAGAAUACUGCGGGUUCCCAGAAUGCGAGCGGCGGGAUUAACAGCAACGGGCAACCGGGGGUCUUAAACUGCGAGGAUUCAUUGAAGAGCUCUGGGGGGGACUCGGAUUCAGUUAUUACAACUCCUAAAAACAGUAAUAACACGACAACUACUGCCAAUUCAACAGGAGAGACCUCUGCAGAUUCAGAGAGGGACUGUAGUUCUGUGUCGGAAUGCGGGGACCAUGAACGCAAAGGUUUGGAGCAAAACAUGGAAAAUAAAGUGAACUUUUUACAACCCGGGGCUGGCGUGAAAGCACUCCGGGGAGCCGCGGACACGAAUUCGGAAGAGCCGAAAGUAAACAAUCAACUCCAGCGGAGUUUGAGACUGGGUGGCGAUUAUGGAGAGAGCUGCAGUAAUAUGAUUUCGCCCGUGCUCGAACCUUUUAACUCUGGCCAGGAUCAAAACAACAGUACGCGUCCAAACGUGUCUGAAAAUGCGGCGGACGCCAGUAUACAAAGCAAGGGGUGCCCAGUGAACUCCAACAAUGAUGCGGACGACGCUUUAAGAUCCCCUGAUUCUCCAAACGCAGACCCCGAUUUCCAGUGUGGGGUUACAGAUCAAAUCUGUAAAGUCCCUGAACGUCUGAGCUUCCCCGGCACGAUCCCGCGGCUCAUUGUGACCCGGGAGCCGAGCCCUUGCAGGGAAGAAGGGUUCGGGGGUGGCGGGGACGUGUCGGACUCGCACCCGGACGUGGAGUCGCCUUGCUCGGACAGUGGGUGCGGGGGGUCCCCGUCCCCCUCCUUGCUUCUCCGCAAGUUUUCUAGCUCGUCGUCUGCCGGCCUGUCCUCGGCUUCGUCUUUUGAAGAGUCGGAGGACGACUUCACCGGGAGCGACAUUGAACCGAACAGCCUGAGCCUGCAGAAUAGACUGGGGAGCCCCGACGACACGACGGGAAACAAGUCGUGGAGGAAGCUGAAAACCAUGGUGCACUGGUCCCCCUUCGUCGUGUCCUUCAAGAAGAGAUACCCCUGGGUGCAGCUGGCCGGACAUGCAGGGAACUUCAAGGCGGGUGAAUUUGGGAAGAUCCUGAAGAAGUACUGUGAGUGUGAGCAUCGUUCUCUGGAGGGGCUGAUGCUGGACAGCCUGCGUCCCUACGUGCCGGGGUACUACGGGCUGGUGGAGAAGGAGGGAGAGACCUACAACCAGAUGGAGGACCUGCUGGCUGACUUCGACUCCCCCAAUAUCAUGGACUGUAAGAUGGGCACAAGGACUUAUCUGGAGGAGGAACUGGUGAAAGCUCGGCAGAAGCCCAAGCUGCGGCCCGACAUGUAUGAGAAGAUGAUCGCUGUGGACCCGGAGGCCCCAACGCCCCAGGAGCGCAGCCAGCAAGCCGUGCUCAAACCCCGCUACAUGCAGUGGAGAGAGACCCUGAGCUCCACCGCCACACUGGGCUUCCGCAUCGAGGGCAUCAAGAAAGCAGACGGCACGUGCAACACGAACUUCAAGAAAACCAAACACAGAGAGCAGGUGCAGCAAGCGUUUGAGGACUUUGUGGAGGGGAACAUCAGCGUCCUGAAAACAUAUUUAGUGACAUUGAAAGAGCUCCGAACAGCAUUAGAAAAAUCGGACUUCUUUAAAUCACACGAGGUGGUGGGCAGCUCGCUGCUCUUCGUCCAUGACUGCACAGGGCUGGCCCGUGUGUGGAUGAUUGACUUUGGGAAGACGGUGAAGCUGCCGGACUCGGAGACGCUAGACCACCGGAUCCCGUGGGUGGAGGGGAACCGAGAGGACGGCUACCUCUGGGGGCUGGACAACCUCGUCGACAUCAUGGGAGCCAUGGUGCCAGAGUGAACCGCUCCUCCAUUUAAUAACUGGUUCAAUUCCAAAGAACUCGCAGCCUCAGAGACAGACCGGCUCGACACAGCUGUCUCUGAGCAGCGGCGACACCAACCUUGAGACAAUGUGCCUGGAAUCUCAAAUCAUUCUGAAAGAAGAAGAAAUAGGAGGUUUAUUUUGUGUCUGGAGUAUCGUGACCAAGCUGGUUUUUAGUUUUUUUUAAGAGAAAUGAAACACUCAAGUGGCCUUAACAGAUUUUUUUUUUUUAACAAAAAAGGAUAAGGCAAAAUAUGUACUGUUCCUUUUUUAAUUUAAUGUAAGGAUACUACACUAUAACACUGGAAAGCCGCAAGGUUUUUAUAAUUUAUUUAAAGAUCGCUCUGCCUGUGUAUUGCAAAGUCGCAUUUUUAUUUGGUAGCUGACAUGCAAAUUACUUCAGUGGGUAUUUUAUGGGUACUUUGUUUUCCUGUGUGCCAGGUUUAUCCAGUUCUUUACUCUUUGCAAUUUUGCAUGCUUGUUUCUGAAAAUCAAACUGACAAUGCUGCACAAAUUGAAGCUACAUUUGUAACAGCGCUGGUGUGUUUUCCUUUAAGGUUAAAUAAUUGUGCAAAUUGCAGCUUGGAAAGAGCUGCUGUGAUUUAUCGGGUCUGUUGUGGGUGGCAGUGUCAGUGUACAAACUACAAAUCUGACGGAGAGAGGUUUAUACAGACGGUACUUGGACUAAAGCGAAAUUCUCAUUUUUGAGUCUGAUGAUCUUUGGCUGUUUUCAUGAGACUUUAACCCAGACUGUAUUCGUAGUGUCUGGGGGCCCUGUUCCCAAAGUUUUCACUCCAGGGCUACUGGUUUGGAUGAAUUGCAUUAUGUUUGAUAUUCUGAAACGGUUCUAUAAGGUGGCUUAUUGAAGAUGGAACGUUUACGCAUGUCAUGAUCACAGGAUAAUCUUGUUAUCCUAACACAAAGUUUUCAAAUGUCAAGACCCAGAUAAUUUGGCUUUUAGUUUUUUCCCCUGUCCUUAAUGAGCCACCGUAGUUCUAUACUUGAUAAUACCUCACGGGUUAAAGCUUAAGAACCUUUGCUUCUAAAGUUAGUGUUUUGCUACGCAAGAAGAAACUGUAAACCCCCUUUAACAAGGCAGAUCAUUCUUGCUAAAACUUUGUCUAACUUUAAGUAACUUGUUUUUGUACCACCGAAUAUGAUUGGAGGGUCCAAAUUCACAUAUGAACUUUGCUGAAAAGUUUCCUUAAUAUAAAGCUGGGUUGUCGUCAUACAGGGCAGUCUGUAGGAGCUCACUGUGAAUGAUUUGCAGGCUGGUGUAUCGGUCAUUGGGACGGAUAAUCUGCUGUGUAAAUGAUGCUAGGAUAGACAAGGGGCCAACAAUCACACUCAAAAUGAAUAGGAAUUAAAACCUGAAUAAGAGACUCAUUGAAAAUAGCAUUGUUGUUCAACCCUAAAUGCACUACAUUUAAACCUGCUUUAAAAAAGUACCUCCGAACAUUUACCAGCUAUGUUCCAUUUCAUCCAAAACAAAAAUGAUGCAAAUUUUACCUGGAAGUAAAAAGUUUUGAUAAAAGGGGAUUCACUGUUGUGUGAAUUCUUUUGGACCAAGCUUUUUUUGUUGCUGUUUUUAUUCUUUCAAAAUUUUGUAAAUUAGUUUUAUUUAUUUUAUAACAACCCUUUUAAUCCUUUUGCAUUCGGAUGAGGGCGUGGUACCAGUGUGUACAUUUUUAUAUUUGAAUAGUAUGAUAAUGAAGACGAACCCUCUGAUUUUGUAAGUAAUGUAGGCUGUUUUCCACUUGGUUGAGAGUACUUCCUGUACACUUUUCACUGAAGACUUUUCAUUAUCAUACUUUUUGAAAAAAGUCAGGCUUUUUUGCCUCCACAUUAUACUGAAAACCAUGUUAAAAUCUUAGAUUACAUCAAUCAAACAAGACUAUUUUUAAUAUCCCACAUACAGUAAAAUAUUGAAUACAUAACUUUUUAUGUAUAGACAGUUUAUAAAGAUCAGUGAGAGUUAUAUCAGCCUCCUAAAAUACAUUGACAAAGUCAUUUUAAAAAUAUUGAGCAUUUUGAAAAGUGCUUCAAAGAUGUAGUUAAUGCACUGAAAGGUCCGCUGCAGUUCACCAGCUCUGCCUUGCUAGCUCAUUCAUCAGCCAGUGCUAAUGCUCCAGUGUGGUGGGUGGGUGUGGCUGCUUUCUCUGUUCCAUCCUUUGUAUACAUAGUUGUACAGCAAGUUGAACUGUAUCAUAGUGUAAAGCCUUCACGCUUCACGCUUCCCUCCUCCCUCUGCUGUGACUUUAUUUUGUUAUAUAUAUAUAUAUAUAUAUAUAUUUCUUCAAUGUAAAUAUUCAUUGAUUGGUAUAAGUGGUGCUGCCUCUCAAUAGACUUUUCAAACUGGAAGUCCAGAGGCAUUGUUUGAAACUGUAAGAAACAAAGUCAAGCAGACUCGUUUUGCUUGGGUCCUGCAGUGCACACUGAAGGGAGCACUAGCUGAAACAUUAGUCUGCAUUUUUUUGUUUUACCCUUCUGUUUUAAGCAUUUUGAAGAUCCGAAUGAUAUAAACAUGUAUUCACAAAAUGCAUGUUUCCAUAUCGUCAUACACAUUGAAGUAGAUACAAGACGUUAUUUUGGAGCAUGUUUCAGAUAUGGGAUACGUAUUUUUCCAGUUCGUAAGCCAGCUGUUUUCUAAAACCUCCACAGCAUGACUGCUCCAUUCGUUUUCAGUCCAAGUUUGAAAGUGAAAAACUGUUGAGAGGGAAUCACCAACAGCUUGUACUUGUACCUAAUAACAUUAAUAUUGUUGGAGUCUAUCUCUAGCAUGGGAUUUAGCAUGACUUUCAGCCAUUCGAUUGUUAAGAUCUACUGUUAGACCAUUUCCAUUGAGCCCUGAUCUCAAAACCGGAUGUACAGAACUGUUUACAGGAGGUUUUGUGUUAAUUUUGUCUUAUUUUCCUGUUGUAAUCUUUUACAUAUUUAUAAAUGUUAUUUUUUGUUCACUGGAACAAUACUGGAAUAUGCAUGGGUUACUCUUUUUGUAUUUCUAUACUGUACUGCUGGGAUAAUUUUACAUAUUAACCGUUCUGUAGCUAGACUACCACAAUAAACUGGAACCUCACAAAGUG
This is a messenger RNA of Acipenser ruthenus (sterlet), 5753 nucleotides long. Its product is annotated as inositol-trisphosphate 3-kinase C-like. The record is from RefSeq and is a predicted model, not a curated record. Lineage: Eukaryota; Metazoa; Chordata; Actinopteri; Acipenseriformes; Acipenseridae. Gene Ontology annotation, biological process: inositol phosphate biosynthetic process. Gene Ontology annotation, cellular component: cytoplasm; nucleus. Gene Ontology annotation, molecular function: inositol-1,4,5-trisphosphate 3-kinase activity; inositol tetrakisphosphate kinase activity. Bases 511 to 2649 code for a protein of 712 amino acids. The transcript has 8 exons.